CUUUUCAUUCUCAGCGUCAGAAACAGUUGAUUUGAAGAAAUUAUCCUCUCGUAAUUCCUCUCAGCAACAGAGUUUCAUUUCAUCAAAACCAGAAGAGAUAAAGCUAUCGAGAACGAUGUCUCUGAUCCCUAGCUUCUUCGGUGGUAAACGAAGCAACGUCUUCGACCCUUUCUCUCUGGAUAUAUGGGACCCUUUUGAGGGGUUUCCCCUUUCAGCUACUCUCGCCAACCUCACUUCCUCCGGUGGUGAAAGCAGCGCCAUAGCCAACACUCGCGUGGACUGGAAGGAGACGCCGCAGGCUCACGUGUUCAACGUGGACCUUCCCGGAUUGAAGAAGGAGGAAGUGAAGGUGGAAGUGGAAGAUGGGAAGGUGCUGCAGAUUAGUGGAGAGAGAAGCAGAGAGAAGGAAGAGAAAGAUGAUAGAUGGCACCGCGUUGAACGAAGCACUGGGAAAUUCAUGAGGAGGUUCUGGCUUCCCGAGAAUGCUAAAGUAGAUCAGGUAAAGGCUGCUAUGGAGAAUGGGGUGCUCACUGUUACUGUGCCUAAAGAGGAAGAGAACAAACCUCAGAUGAAGUCAAUUCAAAUUUCUGGUUAAUUAGGUCUUAUGGUUCAGGUCUCAGCCAUUUCCACUUUCCAAAAUUGUCUUCUGUUGUUUCGUGUGUUUCUGUGUUGUUUAUAUUUGUGUCAUGUUCUGUAAAGUGGUUAUGGGAAGUUUGAGUGUUGUAGUUAACUUGUAAAGGCUUUUGUAGAAUAAAUAAACAGUUAUAAUCUUAACGAGCAGAAAGUUCAUAUUUACUCUGUC
This is a messenger RNA of Vigna radiata var. radiata (mung bean), 802 nucleotides long. RefSeq names its product 17.8 kDa class I heat shock protein-like. NCBI's taxonomy places the organism in Eukaryota, Viridiplantae, Streptophyta, Magnoliopsida, Fabales, Fabaceae. The record is from RefSeq and is a predicted model, not a curated record. The coding region runs from base 116 to 595 and encodes 159 amino acids. Gene Ontology annotation, biological process: protein folding; response to salt stress; response to hydrogen peroxide. The transcript has a single exon.